This is a messenger RNA of Aspergillus pseudotamarii, 2402 nucleotides long. It is a transcript of the gene fbx15, whose product is annotated as F-box domain protein. Gene Ontology annotation, molecular function: protein binding. The coding region runs from base 379 to 2322 and encodes 647 amino acids. The record is from RefSeq and is a predicted model, not a curated record. The transcript has 2 exons. Lineage: Eukaryota; Fungi; Ascomycota; Eurotiomycetes; Eurotiales; Aspergillaceae.
AAUUUUGAUAUCCACUUGGGUCAAAUCCUAAUAAGCGCUCCUUGCACCAAUCGCGGUACUGGGGGUCCAAGAGGCUCCACGAUUCCAUCGGGUCUUCGAUCUCGCUUCGAAAUGAUCCUCAUGCUUGUGUGAGAGCCGCAUUCCUGAACUACUAAAACAUGCUGCUGCGCAGCUGGCCAAUUCCGUCUCCAUGGGUGGUUGACUGCCUUUGUAGCAACCAUUGACUUGCGUUGCACUCGUGGUAUUCACAGGCGGUUUUCCCUGAAGAAACAUUCCCUUGAAACCCGCAUAUAUUAUUUUAUUAACUACAUUCCCUCUUCAGUGCAAUCGACUUCCUUCAGAUGCUUUUCACACCCAUCGUGUGUGUUCCCUUCGGUCAUGGCAGAGAUGACCAGAAAUCUGGAUUGUAUCCCGUACGAUGUUUUCUACCAAGUGGCAUCCACCCUGGACUGUCAUGAUUUCGUGCAUCUCAGCCGGGUGAAUCGAAGCCUGAAUGCCUUGAUGCGAAACGAGUCAUUGGCACGGAAGACCGUCGAGAACCACCUACUGCAUACCAAGGAAGGGCAACAGGCAACUGAGCACAAGGCGGGAUACCGUAAAGCACUGGGACGUCUAUAUGACAUCAAGGAAGCUGUGGCCACCGCCGAUCCGUACUCGGCCUCAAUUAUCGGCUACGGGAGUGCCUUUCUCUACAGCGGCGGUGCGCUGUGCUAUGUGUUCAACGACGAAAUUCGUGCGUUGGAUGUCCAUGGGGCCAGCCAAGUUGAGCAUGUCCUGAACCUGCACGCGGUCCUGUCCCGCGUCAUCCCGGAUUGCGACCCGACCGAAGACGCAACCCAACUCUCCCUGAUGAACUACAGCCAUGGCGUGCUGGCAUUUUCCGUGGAGAUUGUAGACCGCCGGGAAACCUGGCUCCUGGCGGUGGAUAUGCGGCGAAAGACGGAAGGUGGAAAGGGGCGAUUGCGCCUGCGCCGACAACUCGAGAGCAAACAGCGAUUAUUCGUGCGACACAACCAAUCUUACCUCUACUACGGGACCCACUCCGGUGCGGGUUAUCAUGGGUAUAAGCAAUGGAUCGUCAAUUGUUUCGAGUUGGCGACGGGCAAACAAACGAACGAGAAACCGGUCCAGCUGCACGAUUUCGCCGGCAACGAAAUCGGACAAACGGUGUGUUUUGACGUCCACCAGGACCAUCUAUACGCCGUGUCCACGCAAACAGCCUUCGAGAUGGAAGAGGUCGACUGGACCUCGUUCUACGUUUGGGUCUGCGUGGCCCCCACCAACAAUACGAAGCGCGUGACACUCAACCGGACCUGGCGCCGACAGCAUCGGGAGGGCCCCAUAAACGACUCGUGGUCAGAUAUCUCCCUGCGACACGAUGAGGCCACCAAACAGCUGAUCAUCCUGGAAUGUCGCCGCGAGUGGCACAAGGGCGGCAGUGAGAAUUUCCGCACAUACUACGUGCAGCCGCUCCCAUCGCCCACGGAGAUAACGCAGCAUAGUAAGCACCAGGGCGAAGCCUUCCGUCCCGUCUCUCUACCCGACGAACCGUUGACCAAAACCCUGGACCCGUCCAGCAAACCGAACUACGAACGCCCCCGGAAACGUCUCCGCCGACACUACCACCCCGAAUACACCCUGGGCCACGACGACCCCGUGCACCGACAGGACUUCAUCUUGAACCGCACCAAGCUACGCACGUACAACCUCUCCGCCUCGACCUUCGUCGAUCUCGUCAACGACCCAUGUCCAACCCCUGGGAGUCUGAUCCCGCACGACCGGUUGCGGCUGCGCAUGGUAUCGCGCAAGCGCAAGUGCCCAAUCGACGAGACGGGCGAAGAAGGAACCCCAAACCUGCUCUAUUGUCCGGAGAUCACGGAAGAAGAACAGGAAGAGGAUGGACAACCCGCAGAUGGCAGUGAAGAGCGCUUCGCGUCCCGUGGAGUCCGCCUAUGGCCGCCUGACCACGCGCCGCCCGCGUUGACCCAACUUCUCUGCCCAUCCAAGCGAACCGGCAAGGUUGAGGCCAUGGCGGACGAACGGACCAUCAUCUACACGGUGAACCAGGAGGGCCUGAGCUCCGAUCUUCAGGCGAUCAUUCUCAUCAAUUUCGACCCGGCGCUGCGACUGCCCGGUCUGCAGCGCAUGGACAUGUCUGGCACGCCUGAAACCCACACGACCAACACGACGACGGGCACUGAGCAACCGCAGCCUCCCAUCUUCAACCUUGCCGGUCCGCGUAGGGCGAACCAUAAGGAGCCAUCUGUCCGAGAGGAACAGGCGAUGCACUUGCACAUCAAACGUGGAUACUGGCUACGAUAGUUGGUCCGAGAAAAGUCUACUGGUAGACACGGACAGAUAUACGAGAUAGAAAAGAUAAUAAUGAGUAACAAACAAUGGAA